Messenger RNA from Papaver somniferum (opium poppy), 780 nucleotides. RefSeq names its product pentatricopeptide repeat-containing protein At3g49730-like. The coding region runs from base 1 to 780 and encodes 259 amino acids. NCBI's taxonomy places the organism in Eukaryota, Viridiplantae, Streptophyta, Magnoliopsida, Ranunculales, Papaveraceae. Gene Ontology annotation, molecular function: protein binding. The record is from RefSeq and is a predicted model, not a curated record. The transcript has a single exon.
AUGACGUAUUUACAUAUUUUGUUGGCUCAUGAAAAGAAAGAAGAAUUGGAAGAGUGUUUUGAACUUGUAAAGGAGAUGAAGAAGAUUGGGAUUGCUCCUGAUCUUAGUACUUAUAACACUUUGAUUCGGUUAGCGUGUAAGUUGGGGGAGAUAGAUGAGAGUGUUCGAGCUUGGAAUGAAAUGGAAGUGAAUGGGCUUAGUCCAGGACUUGAUAGUUUCACUAUAAUGAUUCAUGGGUUUAUAAGUCAAAAUUGUUUGGUUGAAGCUUGUGGCUAUUUCAAAGAGAUGGUUGGAAGAGGACUUUUUUCUUCUCCUCAUUAUGGAACCCUGAAAGAGCUUCUGAAUCCUUUGUUGAGAGCGCAGAAGAUAGAAAUGGCAAAGGAUAUAUGGAGUUGUAUUUUGGGUAAAGGGUGUGAUCUUAAUGUACCUGCGUGGACUAUUUGGAUACAUGCUUUGUUUGUAAAUGGGCAUGUGAAGGAAGCUUGUUCGUACUGUUUAGAUAUGAUGGACGCUGGUGUCAUGCCACAACCAGACACCUUUGCGAAGCUUAUACGAGGUUUGAACAAACUGUACAACAGAGAGAUUGCUGCAGAGAUCACCCAGAAGGUUAGGAAAAUGGCUGAAGAUAGAGGGAUGACUUUCAAGAUGUAUAAGAGAAGGGGGGAGAGAGAUUUGAAAGAAAAGCUGAAGGCCAAAACUGAUGGUGAUGGAAGGAAAAGGAGGGCACGGAAACGUCAGUGGGGUCCUCGUCAAGGUCGACCCCAAGCUGGUGUUCUUUAA